CGUAGAAACAUCUAUCCAAUCAGAAAGGAGACAUUCGUUUCCUUGUUUAUCCUGCCUCUUUAGUACCCAUCUCUCAAUUUAGCCUGCCACCUUUUCCAAACUGGAUACAAACCUGGCACGUGCAAGAAAUGUAGCGAGGCUGCGGGUUGUUUUAUGUAGUUAUAUGCUCAGAUUUUUACCUGACAUCAGAAACAUGUAAGUCUAUUUUAGUACGCAAGGUCACAUAGGAUUUUAUUUGUCAUUUUGACAAAGAGGUUACAUAGAUCCAGCCUCUUGCACGCCUAGUUUUCUCACUCCCCAAACUUACCUAGACCAACUAGAAAGUCCAGUUUCUCAAGCAAGUCUCAGAAAACACCGGAUAGUCCUUGAGGCAACAUGGACCUGGACAGUAAACGGCUGGUGGUGGUGGUGCCAAAUGAAGUGUUGGGGCCGUCUCGCAGAGCAUUCAGUAACGAGGAUGAGGCGUGGAAGAACUACCUGGAGAACCCACUGACUGCUGCCACUAAGGCCAUGAUGAGCAUAAAUGGAGAUGAAGACAGUGCAGCAGCACUGGGAAUGCUGUACGACUUCUACAAGGUUCCCAGGGAGAAGAGACAUUCCUCCAGCUGUGCUAAACCCACAGACCCUUCUGCUAUUGGGCCUGAUAACUGUGGGAGCUUGGAAAUACUAGAUGACCAUCUUCAGGCAUUCAGAUCCAUGCCUGUCAACCUCUCCCUAAACAACACCUCUACAGAACAUCAGGGCUCCAGGUUUGGAGCCACCUGCUUUGGAGUAGACACCAGAGGAAAAGAUGUUAAAGCUGGAGGUGAUGCAGCUCUGUCUCUGGUCAAGACAGAGGGCCAGAGGUCCACAGGAGUGACCUGCUCUGUAGGUUCCUACCGAGAAGAACCAAGAGAGCAGAUCAGGAUGGUUCAUGAGCAGAGCCACUAUGAUUUGUCCUGCACUGGGUACUUGAAAGAUGAACAGAGAAGCUCUCCAGACAGCACAUAUGAGGACACUAUAGAGGGAGAGAUGUACCACAGAAGUACCUCCUCAGGAGUUGAUGAAUACCAAUACAGCCUCCCAAGUGAUGGCUUCCAGUACCGUCUGGAGGCCAGCAUGUCGCUGCGGCCGCGGCAGGGAGAAGGACCCAUGGCUUACCUGAACCGGGGCCAGUUCUACUCUUUGACACUGUCGAAGGCCAGCUUCACAUCAUCUCCACAUCAGCCUCGAGGUAAAGUGCGGGUGAGUGGACCAAUGCCGUCUCAUGGGCCUGAUGGGGGCCCAUCCAGUAAUGAACAAUGCACCAUGGGAGACUCUGAGCUGCAGCGGGACAGUAUUGUACAGAGUGUUAUCAUGGUUGUCUUUGGAGAAGAUAAGUGCAGAGACGAGCAGCUGAAGAAUUGGAAAUACUGGCAUUCCCGCCAGCAUACUGCCAAACAGAGAGUCCUGGACAUUUCUGACUACAAGGAGAGCUUCAGCACGAUUGGGAACGUGGAGGAAAUUGCCUACAACGCUGUCUCUUUCACCUGGGAUGUCAGCGAAGAAGCUAAGGUCUUUAUCUCUGUGAACUGUCUGAGCACAGACUUCUCCUCGCAGAAGGGCGUGAAGGGGAUGCCUUUGAUAAUGCAGAUCGACACCUACAGUUACAACAGCUGCAGCAGCAGGCCCAUCCACAGGGCCUUCUCUCAGAUCAAAGUCUUCUGUGACAAGGGUGCUGAGAGGAAGCUCAGAGACGAGGAGAAGAAGCAGCUCAGGAAGAGGAUGAAAGGGAAAAAUGGCAGCUCAGGGCAGACCUCUCCCUUGAAGAGGGCCGAGAACACGCUGUUCAAAACCAUGAGAGACCUGGACUCCCAGCCCGUCCUCUUCAUCCCUGACAUCUACUUUGGAAACCUGCAGAGAGCCGGCCAGGUGUUUGCUUUUAACACUGAAGAGGUCGACAGAGAUGGGAGUGUUGUGAUGAAAAGGAUGUCAUGUGUUGCUGAGGAAGAUAUCUGUCCACCUCAGCCCAAGAAGUCCAAAGUGGAACUGGAAAGAAAAGUCCUGCUGUAUGUGAGGAAGGAGUGUGACGAAGUGUUUGAUGCCUUGAUGCUGCACGCCCCAACCCUUGAAGCACUGAUGCAGGCAAUCUCAGAGAAAUAUACAGUGCCUGUUGAAAGGAUGAGCAAAGUUUACCAAAAAAGCAAAAAAGGGGUCCUGGUGAACAUGGAUGACAACAUCAUCCAGCACUACUCCAACGAGGACACCUUCAUCCUGGCUAUUGAGAACUCAGCAGAAUCCUUAUGUGUCAUUCUGUCAGAAAUCUGAUACCACGGCACUGUCUGCAUUCUCCAGUCAUCAUAGUGUCAUAGAGGGUGGGCGGUGCUUAAGUCAUGCUAUGUGUAGCAAUUGUGACCACGGUGCCAAAUGUGUUUCCUGUGGAAUGCCACAUAGUAGUCUUCGUAGGAGUUUGGAUCCCUGUCUAAAUUCCAUCCACCAGGCAAAAUCCACAUUGAGCUCACCUGCUGCAGCACUACACACUCUUGCAUUAGAAACACACAAAUGACUUUCAAAACUUAAGGAGGUGCCUAGAUUUGUGGUUUAGUGGGAAAUGUUUUUAAUACUAGGCGGACCUGAAGAGAGGUUUUCAUCCAGGUCACCACGAAGCAUCCAGCCAGUUUGCUGUGGUUUCACAGGAAGAAGACAGCACAGUAUACAGUAGAGUUAUUGGAUUGACAUCAGGGACGGCUAUACGCAUCCUCUGUGCCUGCUGCUGUCCUUCCUGUUACCUCUUUUAGUGGUGGAAGCUUUUAAAUUACUUGUUCUAUUGUUGGAAAGGCAAGUCUAUGCAACACUUUAUGCUGGCACUCAACAGUUCACGGUAAUGGCUUAUUGUUUUGUGUAUGUAUAAUUUUAAGAUGCGUCUCAAAUUCUUCUUAUGUCUUGAUUCUCAGUCUAAGUGAACUUAUUCUAAUAUUCCUUGGUUGUCCACCUUUUUGAUUGAUUGGUCCUAUUUUUACUGUACACCUAAUGUUUCCAAUCAGUGCCAGUGAAAUUACUGUUAUUCCAGGUUGUGAUUUCAUGCU
Molecule: messenger RNA, 3044 nt
Organism: Centropristis striata (black sea bass)
Lineage: Eukaryota; Metazoa; Chordata; Actinopteri; Perciformes; Serranidae
Product: grainyhead-like protein 2 homolog
Exons: 15
Coding region: 376-2286 (636 amino acids)
Biological process (GO): regulation of transcription by RNA polymerase II; neural tube development; brain development
Cellular component (GO): nucleus
Molecular function (GO): DNA-binding transcription activator activity, RNA polymerase II-specific; RNA polymerase II cis-regulatory region sequence-specific DNA binding
Source: RefSeq, a predicted model, not a curated record